Alexandromys fortis (reed vole) is the source of this 1415-nucleotide messenger RNA. RefSeq names its product mas-related G-protein coupled receptor member X2-like. Gene Ontology annotation, biological process: G protein-coupled receptor signaling pathway. Gene Ontology annotation, cellular component: membrane. The transcript has 2 exons. NCBI's taxonomy places the organism in Eukaryota, Metazoa, Chordata, Mammalia, Rodentia, Cricetidae. The coding region runs from base 1 to 1317 and encodes 438 amino acids. Gene Ontology annotation, molecular function: G protein-coupled receptor activity. The record is from RefSeq and is a predicted model, not a curated record.
AUGGCAGAUGAUUUUCUUUUGGAACCUGUGAGUGGAGGUUGUGCAGUGUUCAGAUGGGUUUCCUGUUGUGAAUUCUCUGCAGAAGCCUGGGAUGGAGGAGGAGUCGGGUUGAGUGCUUCAGCCAGACACGCAGAGGCCCGCCUGCUGAGUGCAGUACUCAGGUCUGAGCCUCACUUCUUUCAUCCAGUAAAGCAGGGUAUCCCAGGUUUGCCACCAGGUUCCAGUUCAGCAGAAUCUCCUGGAUCUCCCAGGAACACUACUGGAGAGCUCCUAAGAGUGGAUGCAAACAUCACAGACUGGGGGACUAACAUCACAGACUGGGGGACUAACAUCACAACAGUGAAUGGAAGAAACCACACUGAAAUUCCACUUUGUGCCAUCAUAUUCUGUACCAUGACUUUUCUUUCCCUCAUCAUUGCCCUGGUUGGGCUGAUUGGAAAUGCCAUAGUGCUGUGGCUUCUGGGCUUCCACAUGCAAAGGAAUGGCUUCUCUGUAUACAUCCUCAACUUGGCUGGAGCUGACUUCCUUUUCCUCUGCUUUCAAAUCGUACAGUGCCUUCAUAUUAUCUUGGACACACUCUACUCCAAGACCAUUGACAUUCCUCUCUUUUCUUUUGUUGUAUUAAACGUUGCUUAUCUUUGUGGCCUGAGCAUGCUCAGUGCCAUAAGCAUUGAACGAAGUCUGUCUGUCAGGUGCCCCAUCUGGUAUCGCAGCCAACGCCCAAGGCACACAUCAGCUGUCAUAUGUACCCUGCUUUGGUUUUUGUCACUGCUGCUAAGCAUCCUGGAAGGGGAAGAAUGUGGCUUCCUAUUUGAUAGUCUUGGCCAUGGUUGGUGUCAGACGUUUGAUUUCAUUACUGCUGCAUGGUUAGUUGUUUUAUUUGUGGCUCUUUUAGGGUCCAGUCUGAUCUUAAUGGUUACCAUCUUUUGUGGCACACACAGGAUCCCUGUGACCAGCCUGUAUGUAACCAUUGGGUGCACAGUGUUGGUCUUUCUGCUCUUUGGUUUGCCCUAUGGAAUCUACCAGUUUCUCUUAGAAUGGAUCGAAAAUUUUAAUUAUGUUGUGAUUUGUGAUUUUUAUUCAGUGACAAUAUUUCUGUCAUGUGUUAACAGCUGUGCCAAUCCUAUAAUUUAUUUCCUCGUUGGCUCCAUUAGGCAUCAUAGGUUCCAGUGCAGGAGUCUCAAGCUACUUCUGCAGAGAGCCAUGCAGGACACUUCUGAAGAGGAAGAAUGUGAAGAAGGGGUUUCUUCAGAAAGAUCUAGAGAAACAAAAACAGUCUGGCAGCGACUGAGAUCUGUUUUAAUCAGGCAGAAGUAGCUUUGAAAAUGGCUUUGUGCUUAUUAGUUUGUGACAUUUUCAUCAUAUUGUUUAGUUGACAAACCAAGUUUAAAUCAAUUGAGAAAGUAGUCAAUCUU